Molecule: messenger RNA, 1988 nt
Organism: Fomitopsis serialis
Lineage: Eukaryota; Fungi; Basidiomycota; Agaricomycetes; Polyporales; Fomitopsidaceae
Exons: 4
Coding region: 248-1561 (437 amino acids)
Molecular function (GO): protein binding
Source: RefSeq, a predicted model, not a curated record
GUCUCCUUUUUGGGCUAUCAAUUGCAAGAAUGGUGUGCGCAUCCGGACUUGUCGCCCCAAAGAGCUACGCAGUCACCGUGUCUUGUCACUGGCCCUGGACCAUCCCUAGGGACAUGUUCGUUACAAAAUCUGGAGGGCCGGAGCUGCUAGGUAAUGAAUUGCCAAGGCUGUAAUGAUGGACAUUUCUUGACAGGCACAGACACAUUUCAAUCUUGCCUGCAAAGCGCCGUUACCCCUGGAGCUAUCGAUGAGGUCUGAGGUGGCCCGCAUCUCUGCCAACCCCACCUCAGUACACAUAAGCAGCAUGCUACCUGAAUUGCCCACCGAGACUUGGGAGCGGGCAAUUGACUAUCUCUGGAAUGAGCCAGCUGAUCUCAGGAAUUGCGCAUUGGUCUGCAAGGCAUGGUAUGCCAGGAGCAAAUACCAUCUCGUCGCCACAACCACUCUCGGACUUCGGCAAACCACACAUCGUUUCGCAAAACUACUCGAUACACAUCCGCAACUACGAGCCAGAGUCAAGGUGGUCGUAGUCCUCGGAACGGUGAGCACCGGAGAGACACGCCGACCGAUCCCCCACUUUGGGACUUUCGCGUCGAUGCUGGCGGGAAAGCUACCGUCGUUGGGCCACCUUGGCAUUGGCAACGCAGCAUGGCAGUCCGGAACUAUGCACCGCCAUGUAUUUGUUCAUUUAUCGACCUUCGUUAAUGUUGCCGGACUUCAUCUGGUCCACGUCACCUUUCCGUCCAAGAUCAUCUUCGGCCGGCUCGUCUGCGCACUCCCCAACCUCAGAGAGCUUAGCUGUCAGACGUUGAUCUUCCGGUCGAAGGAUUUUCAUCCGUCAGCUCUGAGCACUACCCCUCCACGACUCGCAACCCUUCAUUUGGACGGUCCGUCUGAUGAUGUCGUGGACUUGCUUGUCCGACAUUUACGUAUCGCCGGUGGCUUACAGGAACUCAGGGCGGGUUGGGUGGACAACCGGAAGGAGGCGACGGAGGACUACGGUUUGAGCGACGCAAUCGCGACAACGCUGCAGCAUACGGGGUCGGAACUCAAACGUGCGUACAUUCGGCUGCGGCUGCCACCAGCAAUAACUCCCGGGCAGGGGAUAGGAGAACAUCGACAGACUCUGACGCUCGGUCAAUGCGCCGGACUGGAGCAGUUCGCGAUCUCAUUCUGCCUACAGAAAGUACUGGCUGCACCGUCUCGAACGCCUCAACGGCUUUACUCGCUCUUACAAAGCAUCAACUCCUCAAAACUUUGGGUUGUAGGCAUCAGACUAGACACCCGACUCAUCGACUCCAUCGGGGAGUCUGAGAUCCUAACCCUGGCGGAAGAGUUCUUGGAGCAACAGCGAUGUGUGCUGAUAGACGAGGUACUCUCCUCCGACUCGCGCUUUGCAAGCGUGAGGUAUGUGUGGGUACAGUUGAUGUGUGCUUCGGGAAGCACCUCCCCGGACCAUGAUAGUUGGCAAGCAACCAUACAAACGAGGCUUCCGAAACUUCAUGCACGUCGCGUGCUAAGUACAUCGGUGCGCGUUUGGUUGCAGGACGACUCGUUCUAAGGAUAACGCUUGAAGCCUUUGUGUACACGUACUGCAGAGGGACAAAUCGGGUGAUGCUGUGGCCACUUGUCGAAUUGCGACGUGGAGAGGUGCUACAUAAUGUAAGCAUGAAGACCCCUUCCCCUCUUUUAUGGACGAAUAUGCAGCUUGAGCUUGGAACGUAACGCCUACCGUACAUGACCGGUUUAUUGGUCGGCCUACUAGGCUACUACUAGAGCAAUAUCCUCGCAGCAGCUUGCACUGGUAGGUUAGCGAGCCAAGUCGAAGACGGUCACAGUGAUUUUAGAGGCGAGGGACCAAAUGCACAUUGUGCAGGACGGGUCAAUGGCAUAACUAUCGGCUACUAAGUUAGUGCGAGCUAUGUAUCACAAAUAUUCCAUUCCGUCGACGUCGUACACCAGGGGCCCAGGGGCCCAGGAAACAGCGA